Aspergillus versicolor CBS 583.65 is the source of this 252-nucleotide messenger RNA. RefSeq names its product NADH dehydrogenase [ubiquinone] 1 beta subcomplex subunit 3. Gene Ontology annotation, cellular component: mitochondrion. Lineage: Eukaryota; Fungi; Ascomycota; Eurotiomycetes; Eurotiales; Aspergillaceae. Gene Ontology annotation, biological process: mitochondrial respiratory chain complex I assembly; electron transport chain. The annotation marks the transcript as partial. The record is from RefSeq and is a predicted model, not a curated record. The transcript has 2 exons.
AUGCCUUCCAACAACCCCACCGGUUUCAACAUCAACGAGUUCAAGGCCGCCGCUUCGCCUCGGUCGGUUUACGCUAAGAGGGACCCCUGGGCCCGAUAUGAGGCAUGGAGAUACACCGGCCCCUUCAGCCGAAUGAACCGAUUCAAGAACAUCUUCCCCGGCUUCGGUAUCGCAACUGUCGCUUUCGCCGGCUACUGUGCCUACGAGCACUUCUUCCUGAAAGACGACCACCACCACGGCGAUGCUCACCAC